This is a messenger RNA of Sugiyamaella lignohabitans, 3027 nucleotides long. RefSeq names its product ubiquitin ligase complex subunit HRD3 (gene HRD3). Gene Ontology annotation, molecular function: protein binding. Gene Ontology annotation, cellular component: endoplasmic reticulum membrane. Lineage: Eukaryota; Fungi; Ascomycota; Dipodascomycetes; Dipodascales; Trichomonascaceae. The transcript has a single exon. The record is from RefSeq and is a predicted model, not a curated record. Gene Ontology annotation, biological process: ERAD pathway. The coding region runs from base 1 to 3027 and encodes 1008 amino acids.
AUGAGGCUAUUCCGUGUGGACACAGCUUAUUUUGUUGUCACUGUGAUAGCAGGACUAAUUGCAUAUGUGAACGCAAAUGAUGUUCAGAGCGGGAAUGUUCAAAACCAUGUGCAUGCUGUUGCUAAUGUCGAACCUAUAAAUGCUGAACCUGAGAUUGAGAUUGCCACUACGGAAAAUGAACAAAAUAAUUUGGUAUUUCAGGAAGCAGAUGACAAUAGCCAAGGAUUCUCUGACCAUGAAAUUGAAUUAGAUUCUGAUGAAUCUGAGGUUUUCGUUGGGGAGGCAAUUGAUAGUGACUAUGUUCAUAGCAUUAAUAAUGAGCAUGUGAUCGUUGAGGACAAUUAUGAUUAUACUGAUAGUGGUGAAGAAUUUCAAAAAUAUGAUGAACAUGUUGGUGAUGUUGAGCAGGCUCACGUAACGGAUAUCAAAGAUUCAUCUUCUUCAAUUGUCGAAACAGGGGCUGAAACCACGAGCGUAAACGCAGCCGAUGCAGCAAAAGGCAAUUUACUAUUUUCGGAAGCCAUGGCUAUCUUGGAUUCAAUUCAGCAGCUAUUAUCUGAUUCAAAGGCUACGGUAACACCAUCUCUUCCAUCGCAUGCAAUUCUGACUUCUUCUAACAUGCCCUUGCCACUAAGAGCACGGUCUGGUCCAGCUCAAAUUAGACGAUAUCUCGUACAAAAAUUGCGGCACCCGAAAGAGUUGAUUAAAAAAUCAAUAACCAACCUGCUGGGUCCAUCUCUUCAAGAACAAACUGAUUAUGAAAUCGAUCUCGAAAACAGAAAUCACGAAAUUUCAGAAAAGCUAUCUGAAGCAAUAAGCUUACUAGAAGAAUCAGCCCAGGUUGGUUCGGCCGACGGUUUAUAUAUGUUGGCUGAUAUGCAUUUCUAUGGAAAUUAUACUUGUGAAAGAGACUUCCCCAAGGCAAUUGAGUACUACGAGCAAUUAGCGGAUCGUGGUAACUCUACUGCUCAGUUCAUGAUUGGUCUUGCCUACUCUACCGGCUUGUUUAAUACGGUACCUGUGGAUCAAGCCAAGGCUUCAUUGUAUUAUACAUUUGCAGCAUAUGGAGGAGAUGUCAGAGCUAAGAUGGCCAUGGGAUUUCGUCACCUAGCAGCUAUUGCUGGACCUACCAACUAUGAGGCGGCAUACGGAUUUUAUAGGUCUGCUGCUGAGAAGAGUUUAGAUUAUUACUUGAACAGUGGUGUUCCUGCAACUCUAGGCAAACGUCAUUUGGGCCAUAACUCGUUUAUUAUUGCUGACGAGUUUUACGGCGGUAUUUUUGGUCAAGGUGCUAGUGAUACCUCCUCUGGUAGUGGAUUAGCUAGGUUUAAUAGGAACCAGUUGUAUGGUUUAGGACCAAUUGAAGGUAUUUUAGAAUUUGACGAAUUUGUAUCUGAUGAGUCAUUAAUUGUUCAAUUUGCACUGGCAGCUCUAUUUUACGAGGGUGGCAUAUACUCAGAACCCGAUUAUAAAAGAGCCGUUGGUCAUGCGCUACGAGGCGCGGGUCAAGUCUGGGACAUUAACAGCUCAAGUGUGGAGCCUAUCCGAGGAGCUACUGCAAAACUUGACAAAGAUUCGAUGCAUUUUGCUACAAGGUGUGCUGGGUUCUUGGGCCAACGGUAUCUUCGAGGUGAAGGUGUGGCUCAGAAUACCACCAAAGCGCUGGAGUGGUUUCGAAGAGGAGUUGCCAAUGGUGAUGCGAUCUCGCAUGACGGCCUUGGGCUUAUGUUUUUAUACGGAGUAGAAGUACCAAGAGAUGUUGACCAAGCUUUGGAACAUUUGAAGAUAGCUGCUGCUAAGAACCUUCCUGGAGCUCAAAUGAACCUAGCACGUAUUUACAGAGCUCGAGGUGACAAGGUUAGCGAAAUGGAGUUUGUUACAAACGCUGCCAACGCAAAUCAUCUAGAGGCUUUGUUUAUUUACUCUGACCAUCUUAUUUCAAGCCAAAAGCAUGCCGAAAAAGAUGACGGCAGCGGAAGAGGUAUUACAUAUGAAGAAUCAGUGCUCUUGUUGAAGCAGCUAACUGAAAGAGUUGAAGAUUACCAUUCUCCUCUCAGGUGGGCCCAGAAAAUGUAUAGGGAAGGAGACACUGUGUCAGCACUGUUGGGAUUUCUUAUUGCUGCUGAACAGGGAUACGAAUCUGCUCAGGUCAAUGUGGCAUAUAUUCUAGACGAGUCUCCUGGUUAUAUCGACAUGACAAAUGGCAGUGCUGGUGUGAAAAGCAUAUUUCCUAACUCUUCGUUGACGAGUCUUAUUUACUGGACUCGAGCAUCCAAGCAAGUAAAUACUGAUGCCCAGGUCAAAAUGGGUGACUAUUAUUUGAAAGGAAUUGGUACAACUGCUAAUCCCGAAAAGGCAGCUGCUUGUUAUAGCGCUGCGUCAGAUCGAGGUAAUGGAAUGGCCAGCUGGAAUCUGGGAUGGAUGUAUGAGAAUGGUAUUGGCCACGAAAACGACUACCACCUAGCGAAACGAUAUUACGACCAUGCUUUAGUAUCUUCACCAGAAGCGUAUUUACCUGUAAAGCUAUCACUAUUGCAGCUGCAUCUAAAAGCAUAUUGGAACACCUUGACUGGUGGGAAAAUACGAGACAUUAUCCCCGAGGCGAAGCCAAAGCUGUCAUUCAAAGAACAAUGGGACCAGUUCUGGGUGAGAUGGAAAGAGAUGGAGUUCAAGAUCUGGAACGAAUACGCUGAAGAAGCGGGCGAGUUCAAUAUCUCUAACCUCGACUGGAUAGAUGCAGAGGGUGAUUUGGUGGAUUCUCUUGUAAUUGUAGGUUUCUUUUCUGCUAUAAUUUUGUUCUUAUGGUGGAAGCAAAGGCGAGAUGAAGCAGCUCGACAACAGCGAGCUCCAGAUCAACCACAAGCCCGUCAGCCUGAACCCGAACCAGUGCCUCGUCCAGCUACAGAGAAUCAUAGGGAUGAUGCUGGUGGUCACCCAGAGAACGAACCUGUUCUGAACAGAAGAUUUGGUGCUAACCUUGGUCGACCAAACGGGGAACCCAACCCGUUCACUCUCCCAAACAUAUGA